This is a messenger RNA of Linnemannia hyalina, 858 nucleotides long. The record is from the annotation of a GenBank genome assembly. Lineage: Eukaryota; Fungi; Mortierellomycota; Mortierellomycetes; Mortierellales; Mortierellaceae.
AUGGAUUUCCUCGGUUCUUUUGACGUUUCUGACUCUCAAGGCACCGUAGUAGCAUCUGCGGAAGAGGAGGACGAGGCACAGGAGGAGUUGUUGUUUUCGGACCUUUGUCGUACUCGACCAACGCCUCGUGCAGAUAGCUCUGGCGACGAUGAGGAGAAGGAGAAGAAGGCAGGAGAUGAAGGGGUGAUAGAUGCCCCAACUCCACCGACAAAGAAGAAGGCUGCUAAGAAGCCCGCUCGUGAGACUAGAGAGCUCCCGCCUGUACCAGAUUUUGAAAACAUCUUUCGCCAUUACAAGGAUCGACACCCAGCACAUGUCGACGAAUACUGGUCAACCAGUCCCGAGUAUCCUCAGUACUCUAUUACUCACUUUAUGACCCUCUUUCGCUUCCAGCAACUAAAGCGUUAUCUUCAUGUCUUCCACCCCAACGAGCCUGAGCAACAUUGGUUCUCAAAGGUUGAGCCUGUGAUGGACAGACCUGUCUCCAUGCUCUUCACCGUCCAUGCCCUCAGCCUCGGCGACGACGACUGGUCCGUUGUCCGAGAUCGCAGACGCCCUCGAGAGACAAGCGCCAACGCAAAGCCAGUGCGGGCUGCUUAUAAAGGACAAUCCAGGGCGUUACUCCCCAUCCAAAAAAUCAUCGAUGACUAUAACCACCACAUGAACGGAGUCGACAUCGCCGACCAGUUACGCAGCUACUAUUCGACUCAGCUCAGGACUUAUCGCGCAUGGGUUCCGAUCUUCUUCUGGUUACUGGAUACAACAAUCAUUAACGCGUACCUUAUCAACAGAAUCUUCGGCUCUUCCAUGCAUCACAGGGAGUUCCGACAGCCCCUGGCUAGAGUCCGCCAAAUGUGA